UAAAAAAACAUGCAUCAAAUUAGCUGAGACUCGAAGUUGAAAAUAAGGAAAAGCACAUUUGUCGCUUUUUGUUAUCCUCGUCCUAUUCAAACUUUUAAUUUGAUUAUUAUUUUUUUAUCUUUACUCUAACUCCUAAUCAGUAAAAUGUGGCAUGCGGCCAGGAAGCAAGAAAAGGCAAUUCGGGUGAUGAUGGUAGAUUACCAGAAGAGAGCUGGCCGUCGGAGAGAAUACUACGAGCAAAUAAAACAAGAUCCCAAUCAGUUUAUAAGAGUUUAUGGUCGAUCUCUAAAAAUUCACAUAGAUCCACAGUUGGCUGCCUCUGCAGAGGGCCCACAAAUAAUGCAGCCAUGGCAAGGCGACUCAGAGGUUUUGAUUGACAGAUACGAUGUUAGGUCCCAUAUAGAUUACCUACCAACUGUCACACAUAUUGAAGAGGAACCAGAUAUAGAAGAAAGUAGAUGCAACUACGAACGUUACAGGAUUCUUGUUCAGAAUGAUUGUGCCGGAGUAUCGGAGGACCAAUGCCUGCAUCAGAUAUACAUAGAUGAACAGUUUGGUUCAAUAGAGCCGAGUGUUAAAACAGAGGAGGAAAAGAAGAAAAAAUCAGCGGAGAAAAAGGCCGCCAUUGGUUAUGUGUAUGACGAUGGUGGUGGAGGCAGUGACAGAGAUGGUGGAGGAAAAGGAGGGGGUUGUACAGGGGGUUCUGGAGGUACCUCCAGUGGUUCUGUAGGGCUCAAAAAUCACUUUGCAGGUCUUGGUGGUAAGAAAAAUGAUGACCAUUUUCUUGUUCCUGAAGAUGAUUUGUCAGAUUUUGAAGAAAUUGAUCUGGACAACAUACUAGACAUAGAACUAUUAACGAGUGAACAAGAAAAAGUCUUAAAUGGCAUUUCUCAUUCCUAUGGCAUGAUUGGUGAUGAUUAUGCUGAGUUCCUACAGAUAGAUAGAGAUGAGUUGGAAGCAUUGAGGAGAGUCAAAGAAGUUGAAGAAGCCAAAGCCCAAUUUGCCUCUAGACGUGAGAGGAGAGCGUUCAAAGACAGACGUCUGAUCAGACAUAGGAUUCAUGGUCUGCCAAGUUAUGCAGCUAAGAAAUCGAGUCCCCAGCACUUCAACUCUUCAGCCUAUAGAACGUCGUCGUCGAGGUCUCGAUCGAAAUCACCGCCGGCCAACACAGUAGAGUACAUCACCAGUUUCGGUGGAGCAGUGGAGGUGAAGUCCUCAGAUGAUGAGAAGGAUAAAAAUCUGUCGCUCCUGCCACCUGUUGUCGGGCCACUUUUACCUGGCACUGCCAAAAUUAUCAAGCCAAGUGAUAGAUCAAGGACAUCCGAGAAUGGUGAGCAAAGGAGGUCACGAUCAAGGUCAACUAGAAGAAGAUCACGUGCACGAAGUUCAAGGUCGCGCAAUUCCCCGUCGAGAAGGUCACGCAGAAGUAGGUCAAGACAAGGAGUCAAGAGACGUAGGUCAAGACAUCGAUCGAGGUCCAGUCGAAGAAGUAGAUCUAGGUCUCAUAAAAAUAGAUCAAGAUCACGUAGGAGUCGGUCGCGACAUAGAACUAGAUCGAGGUCUAGACGUAGAUACAAGUCUGUUUCUAGGCCACCCAGAGGAAGAAGAAGAUCUAGGUCAAAGUUAGACAGGCGUUAUUAUUCAAGGUCCAGGAGGAUAAGUCGAAGUUUGCAAAGGAGUUCAGCUGACAGAUCAUCGAGUUCAAGGGGUGACAAUGUUUCUGAUUCAAUCAGCAUCAUACUGAGUAGUCACAGCAGCAGC
Molecule: messenger RNA, 1761 nt
Organism: Helobdella robusta
Lineage: Eukaryota; Metazoa; Annelida; Clitellata; Rhynchobdellida; Glossiphoniidae
Exons: 13
Source: RefSeq, a predicted model, not a curated record